AUGAAUCCAGCUGGUUUUUAUUCAAUUUCCUAUCUAAACUAUUGGGAUGAUAAUUAUAAUUCUUAUUUUUCCUACGUUAGUAAUCCUGGUUAUCUGUUUUCUGUGUUAACUGCUUCUGCAAAUGCCAGUGGAUUCUUUGGAGGAUGUUAUCCACUCAACGCUCUCCUUGAAAGUACACUUGAUUGUCUGUACGAUGACAGUUGUCUUGAAGUACUUCCCGACUAUUUUCCAGCUCUCAAUCAAGUGAAUUUUAGUUCUUUAUUACCAUCAGAUAGAACAAACAUUUCUGUCAAUGAUCGUUUAUCAAAUCUCUUUGUAAAUGAAUGGUUAACAAAGAUCAAUUAUUCAACAUAUUUUACUAAGUGUGCUCCCUCAGUCUGCACAUAUACCAAAACAGAUUGGACCAGUUUUUCAUAUACAAUUGGUCUUUUAAUCAGUUUAUACGGUAGUCUUAUCAUCGUACUACGUUUCAUAUCAACUACAAUCGUUAAUAUCGCAUCAAAAAUAGAAUUUCGUUUAACAAACAUUCCCAUUAAUUUUGGUAAAGAUUGA
This is a messenger RNA of Adineta steineri, 552 nucleotides long. The record is from the annotation of a GenBank genome assembly. NCBI's taxonomy places the organism in Eukaryota, Metazoa, Rotifera, Eurotatoria, Adinetida, Adinetidae.